Bombus huntii is the source of this 11053-nucleotide messenger RNA. Its product is annotated as transcription factor 12-like. The record is from RefSeq and is a predicted model, not a curated record. Gene Ontology annotation, molecular function: RNA polymerase II cis-regulatory region sequence-specific DNA binding; protein dimerization activity; DNA-binding transcription factor activity, RNA polymerase II-specific. The coding region runs from base 388 to 2121 and encodes 577 amino acids. Lineage: Eukaryota; Metazoa; Arthropoda; Insecta; Hymenoptera; Apidae. The transcript is spliced from 15 exons. Gene Ontology annotation, biological process: regulation of transcription by RNA polymerase II. Gene Ontology annotation, cellular component: transcription regulator complex.
CGAAUAACAAACGUGUCUCGACUGAUAAGUAGCUAACGAUAGUCAACGUAGAAGCAAAGAACGUGACAAGGUAUUAGAUCAAGCUCGAGAAAAAUUUGAAAGCUUACAGAAUGCCGGACAUAUCCAGUCUAUCUCAUUACCCUUUAAAGGUGUCGAAAGAGGAAAGAAUGAUAUUCAAAGCAACCGCGUAGCGACAGUGGCGCGAAUCAGUGGAAAAAGAGUGGCGCCACUGAUGAACUAUAAGAGCCGCAUCGGUGAGGCGGCGUGGUUCAGUAGUGUGCGUGACCGUUCCGGGAGGAGGGUGACUCCACGCGCGGCCACACCGCGAAACCGUGCCCCACUCGCCUCAACCACGAACGUCCACUCGUUUUCUCGUCUCGUGAAAACAUGGCGGCCAGCGACGACGAGCCGAUGCAUCUCUACGAGGUCUUUCAAAACUGCUUCAAUAAGAUCGCCAACAAGCAUCCUGAAAAAUUAGGCUUCCAGUCGCCGUAUGGCCCCACGAUGGACAAUGGGAUGACGUAUGGUGGAGGAACGUUUGGUCCAACGGCAGGAGGGCCAGGCGGGGGGCCAGGGGGAGGUGGAGGUGGUGGCGGAGGCGGGGGUGGCGGGGGUGGUGGUGGAAAUAGCGGAGGCGGUGGAGGUGUCGAGGGCGCCACUUACCCCCCGGACUCCCCGUACUUUCCGUUUGGGAGCCGAGGCGUACCGCCCUCCGUGGGGACGCCUACCCCCGCUGCUAACCCUGCAGCACCUACCGGCAGCAACGGAGCACGGCUACCAAAUUCGACAGCCGGUGCCGCAGCCGUAAAAAGGAAGAAAGACGCCCUCGAUGGAGCGGAUGGCGAAGUCGUGACAACGCAGCACUGGUAUGGCUCGGAUGAAUUCGGUCAGGACUCUCCACGAUACACCUCCCCUAAGGCUGCGACCCUCUACGCAGAUCCUUAUUAUAUCGAUGGGAACGCUGCAGGAACGGGUCCCGGAGAUCCAUGGACGGGAGGUGGCGGCGGUGUCCAACCUCCGUAUAGCGGCUACGCACCCCCUCACCUGGCCCAACCAGCCUAUCCCAUGCACCUACCCCACGACCCCAUGGCAUACUCGGCCAUGUCACCGAACGGAGAACCGGCAGCGCCAAUUCUGGGCUCGGCGGUGACCAGUGCGGCCUCGCUGCCACCAAUGUCGACAUUCCGGGGUAGCGGCGCAGUUGCGGCAAAUAGUGGAACCGGUGCACCAUCCCCGGCAUCGUUGCAAUAUAGUCAUAGUCCUGGUGCACCGACUACCGCACCCUCCGCCCCCAACUCUGCACCCACGACGAACCGACAACCUGCUACGGGGGACAACCUCGGCAUUUCUAUCUCGCAGAUUAACCCCACGAACCAAUCAGUAUCGAGUUAUAGCAGCAACCCAUCCACACCAGUCAGUUCGCCACCACCCUUGACUGGUUCGGCGCCAGGUUGGGUACCAGGUGCUGCACCAGUAUCUCCACAUUUCACGGCGGAUCCCAACCGUGGAACCAUUCACAUGCCGGCGCCUGAACAGCAGAGGCUAGACGAUGCCAUCGGCUUUCUUCGCGACCAUGCCGAGUUGGUACAGGGUACGCGGAUGGAGGAACGACUGGACGAUGCCAUAAACGUGUUGAGGAAUCACGCGGAGAGCCAAUUAGGUCUUCAUUUGGGUCCCGUUGCUCCACACGGUUCCAUCUAUUCCCACACAUCACCACCUCAACUAGACCAUUUGACGAGUCCUCAUCCUGCGGUAACAGUAACGCAACCUCAGGGCUCCUACUCUGGUCUGACACCCACACCCGACACAGACGGUUCCAUCAAAAUUGAAAGGUUACCUGUGACGAAUGCCAAAUACGUCUCUUUAGAAAAGAGAAAGGACCCGCCGGAUAGUAGCGGCGGCGAGACAAAACCUUCGAGCAGCGAGCUUGCAGCAGCGGGUGUGAUCUCUACGUCUCAAGGAAAAGGGACGAAGAGAUCGCGUAGAUAUUGUUCGAGCGCGAGGAAAAACCGGGUCGAAUCGAAAUCGAUCGGUACGAGGCUCGUGGAAAAAUGGUACGAAAGAUCGGAGCUCGGAGAAGCUCGGAGAACCUCGGCGGCCUGUCGAUCGAAAUUGGCGUAGGGGGGGAAAACAAAUCUUUUCGAUGAAAUUCCGAGGACGAAUUCUGAAAAAGAAAUGGGCCAGUGGGACCGUAUACUGGAAAAAUAUCCGCGUUGUUGACAAAAGCAAGUAGCCUCUUUUCGUUGUAUCAAAAGUCGGCCAAAGUCCGAUCGAUCCUUGUAUAAGCAAAAACGACACACUUUCAAAAUCCUAGAAAAUGGAUGUACGGUGCGAAUGAAUAUUUCGAAAGCUUCGAUGAUAAAAAUUGUUAUUGCUCAUUCGUAUUUUACUUUCUUUUUUUAUUCUGCAAAAUGCCUGCCCAUCCACGCUUUUCAGCCAGGAACACUAGGCGGAUCCUCGUUCGCGUUUUAAAUAUCAUCCACGAGUUGCGUCGAUUCUCUCUUUCUCCUUUUGAGACGGACAACGACAGUUCCUAUUUCGCUGGUAAAAAGGGACAAUAAAACGCGACACGAAGGUCUGCCACACUGUUCCAGCAUUUUGAUACCGCGAUUAAUCCACUACUAUUAUUAUUAUUAUUAUUAUUAUCAUCGCUAUUAUUACCGCUAUUAUUAUUAUAAUUAUCGCUAUUAUUACCGCUACUAGUUUAUAACGAUUAGUUGAUUAUAACGAAAAAAUUGCUAAAGGGCAAUUGGAGGCGUAUUUUUUAGAGAGAAACGAGAAAGAGAGCGCGAGCUCGGUUCAAGUUCGCUCGAAUCAUCCAAGCCAUAAAUGUUACACUCACUGUCGAUCGAUUACAAUCUUGAAAGAAAAACGAAAAAGAAAAAAAAAAGAAAAAAAACAUUAAAAUGAAAGAAGCGAAUCGACGAAGAAUCGGUAGCAAAAGAAUAGUAGUCAUGUUUCGAGAUUCUCCUUUUUUUUCUCUUUAGUUUUCCUUAUUACGUUUUUUUAUACCAACAUACAUAUACAAAUGCAUACUUGUAUGUAUACACGAACACACGCAUAUAUAUUUAUGUUAUAUAUAUAUAUAUAUAUAUAAAAAGAAGGAGAGAGAGAGAGAAAAAGAGUUAUACUCGUUAAAUAUUAUAUGUUAUUUGUAGUAGACUUAUUAUUUAUACAUGAAGGAAGCCGGUACGUAAAAGUUGUACGUAGGGUGUAGAAGGAACGCGUUUUAAACAAUCAAAUUCUCAGUCUUUCUCGCUGUUUUAUUCGUAAUUAACUCGUAAUUAAUUCGCAAAACAGUUGGAAUUACGUAAAUGCGAAGAAAAAUUGAGUAGAAAAUUCAUCUUGAUUUCCAUGUCUUCCCUUUAAUUUUAACGAUUUUUCAUUUUAACGCGUAGCAUCGCGCACGACUGAGAAUUAUAUGCCACUGGCAACUCGCGUCGUUUGUUAAGCUUUAUUUCUAUUAUUUUUUAGCGUGAAAAGAAAUCCUCGCUUUGUCCUUUUCUUCUACUUUUUUUUUUUUUCUUCUUUAAAGAAUAAUCACGCGCGUUAGUCGAUCGAGGAGUUGGACAAAAAAUACAUUAUCACGUGCGUUAUACGUUCCUUUUUGUCUCUUUUAUGUAUAUCGUACAUAUUGUCCUCGUUGGAGUUCGAAGAGUACCGGGAGAAAACGAAACAGCAUUUCGAAGCGUAGCAUCUCGAUUUUCAUUCUUCUCUUUGGAAAACUAAAAAUAAUCAGCAGCGUUUUGCGUCGAUUCAACUUUCGUCAAUCGAGUCUCAGUGUCCUGAAUCGGGAGAUAGCACAAAAAACAUUCUCGUUUACGUAAAACUUUUUAAUUCAUCCUCAAACGAGAACACUGACAUUCGAUCGUUUUAUUCAUUCGAACGGUAAGCAUUCUCCUGCGUACUUUUCAACUGCACUUUGCGACGUUUUUAUUCACCGAUCGUCGUGUACGUACGAACCGAGGGACAGAUCGUAUCGUUGCAUCUGAUCUCUAUUCGAGUUCCUAUUUUGAGGUGCAGUAGAAGAAAGAAAGAAAGAAAGAAAGAAAGAAAGAAAGAAAGAGAGAGAGAAUACAGAAUACACGAAAUACGGGAGGAAAGGGGGAUUUAGGACAAACUAGCGUCAAAAUUAUCAUUAAAGGAAAGUGAAGGUUAAAGAUCGGUGAAUACAAACACCGCGUCGAGUUAUGUUUGCUAGUCAGAAUUGGUUAAAACGAAGAAUGGAGCAACAAACUAGAGAGUUUACGAUUAGUUACUACAUAUUGAUUCGUCGUUUUAUCGUGUAAUUAGUGGUUUAGUGACACGGCUCCGAUGAUUCUCGAGCCAUACGCGUCCUUAAAGCUUAAAGUAAGAACAGAACGAAACGUACACGCACACUCGCGUCAAGCGUAUACAAAACUACGGUUCUUUAGUUACUAUUCGCGUAGAAAUGGCGUGCCGAGUCGCCGGCUUUAUUAACAAAAAUUUGUUACAAUUUAUUGUUCGUACACAUCAAGUUUAUUUAGACAGUAAUUUCGUCUAUUUUGUAUCCAAUUUAAUAAGUUUCUUUAUUUUUUCUUCUUCUUUUUAGUUCUUCUAUCUCUAGCGUUGUUCUGACUAUUGUAACCGGUGUUACUGCUGCUACUACUACUAUUGCUAUUACUACUACUACUACUACUACUACUAUUAUUUUUAUUAUUAUUAUUAUUAUUAUUAUUAUUAUUAUUUUUAUUAUUAUUAAUAUCGUCGUCAUCAUUAUCAUUGUCAUCAUCAUCAUCAUCAUCAUCAUCAUCAUCAUUAUUAUUAUUACUACUACUACCACCACCAACACCAUCACUACUACCGCUACUACUACUACUACCUACUACUACUACUACCACUACUACUACUACUACUACUACUACUAUCACUACUACUACUACUAUUACUAUUACUAUUACUAUUGCUACUACUGCUACUACCGUGACCGUUAGGAGACACAUUAGUUUAACGUUUCUAUUGCUUUUGAUUUUCGUAGAUACUAUUAGUUAUCUAUUAUUACCGUAAUUACGUCUAAUUUAAUUAUUACUUAUUGUCACCAACACCGUCAUCAUCACGAUAUCACGCACCCAAUGCACAUCGGCACCAUCAUUGUAAAUCACGUCAAGUUAAAAACGUCCACUUGUUUUCCUUGCAGUUCGAUCAUCGUUAUUUACUUUUUCCUUUUCCUUAGAUCAAUUUAUCUCGUGAAUGUGGUUCCUUAACGUCGAGGUUCGCUGUCGACGGUCCGACGAGAACUUUUGCUCCCACGUGAAAUGGGAUGAAUAGCGAUUGACAAAUCUCUGAAAUACGCUGACGAUUGUCACACGAAAUUUAGGACAUGUGCGUUUAUUAAAUAUUAUCGUUACCUACUGUUCCGUCGACGAAACGUUGGAAGUGCAGAUUCCACCGAUAGACAAUCUUCUUCGCAUUUUUUGACAUUUCGUCAAAUCCAAGGCGACGUAGCAAAUGACAGAUCGUUCCAAGCUACGCUGGUUUGUCCGUCGUUGACCAGAAAGAUCGCACUUCCAAUUGCUUCCAGCCCCUAUCAGUUAUCGCUAAAAAUUAACAUUAGUUACAGCUAUUGCUAUUAUUACCACUAUUAUUAGUUAUCGCCAUCGAUUCUUGAUGCGAGCCUACCGUCGAUCGGCGAGCGAGGUAACCGUUUCGAUCGCUUCUCGUCUCUUUUCGCGAAACUGUGUACGCGCUGUCCUGACGCGACUGCGAAUGAUCGAAUAUGCAGGCUGGAAAAAAUUGACCGAUCGAUCGAUCGAUCGAGUGCAACUCGAGAAGAGUCGAGUCGAGGUUCGGACAGCGCUGACUCGAAAACUAGCGACCAGUCGAGACGAGAAGGAGAACGUGCGAUUAAGAGUAUUGCGAAGAAUGGUUGACAUCCAGAGUGCGAUAACGAGCUAAAAAACACAAAAUUUCUGUGCGAUCCAGAACGACGUCGUCGAAUACGCGCCCAUGUUUCACGCGUCGGCGUUUACUUCGACGCCGUUGUCGUUGGAAACGCGUACAACACGUUCGAAACAGCCGUAUAUACAUGAAUCCUCGAAGCGCCGCGUACGUAGUUGAGCAGCGUUUAGAAUUUCGAAUUUCGGAAAUGGUCGACGCGCAAAAAAGAAAAGAAAAGAAUAGAAAAAAAUAUUAAAUCUAGGUGAUAUAUCCUGAAAAGGGAGAGCGAAAAAUGAUAGAAGAUAGCGAGAUAGAAGAGAGGGAGCGAGAGAGAGAAAAAAGAAAACAGGGGAAUAGCGAGAAGCGUAAAAAGGUGAAAACCGUACGUUGAACACGAUAAUAAUUCAGCAGUCUCUUUCGGUUACGAGCAAGUUCCGCAUUGUGUAGGAUUUCUCAUAAAUGGUUCUAUAUGUAUGAUGAUACAUGUGAUGCAAUAUCUAGGAGAAAGAGCAACGUUUUCGAUGAUUGCGAGAAACGAUGAGAUGAACAAAGGGAAAAUUUUUGAAAUCGCGAGAGCCUUUUUGCGUAACACGAAGCAAAAACAAAUAGAUAUCUGUCUAGGAUCGAGCAAUUGUUCUUUUUCCUUCUUUACGGAUCGUUAUUAUUCGUCAACGAGUGCUUCCGUGCGACGGAACAACUUCCGGGCACACGCGGAAGAACUUUUUUCUUCGCGGAAGAAAAUUGGAAAUUCAACUUUUUUCCCCGCGCCAUUCACGUCAUCCUUUGUGACGUUCGCGGGCAGUGUUCGAUGAGAUCAGCUACUGUGGUAUCGGGAAUCGAACAAUUGGUGGCCAAUUUAUCCAAGCGAUUGGACCAUCGAGUCCGACCAAUGAAAGGAUAGAUGGACGACGAUUGGCGAAAGGGAACGUUUCUAGAGAUGAUCUUCCGUUCGAUUCAACGUUCGCGUCGUUUUUACCGAUACGCGACUUUGUCUUUUUGAUCGCGUAAAAAUUCCUACUCUUCGACCGAAGAUCGUUUCUUGCAAACUCGUAUCAAACAUUUGUUUCGAGUAUCGUUUGUACUCGACGGAAUUCUGUUUCAUCGUAGUUUCUCCUUUAAAAUAGAACUCUGAUGGUAAAAGAAAUUCGACGGCUGUCUCUCGAAACCGCGUAAAAAGACGCUUAAAUUUAAUUUUGAUACUUGGGGCGACAGAAAGAAAGAAGCUAUCUGAAACAGGACUUCCGUUUCUUAAUUAGACAUAUCAAAACCAUGUAACUUGACGCCAUUGCGAAACAAACAAAAGAGAAAGGAAUAUAUUAUUUUCGACGACGACGAUUUAGCAAUAAGAGAAUGUGCAACUCUUGAAAAGUAUGAGAAAGCGUCAAAUCCAUGUGCAGUGUUUCAGAUACUUGCAAGUAGAUACCAUUGAACACUGCAAAUUAAUGUUUCGCGAGUUAUAGUGUAAAUGCGAAUGCAGAAAGCAAACAAAUGUUAUGUAUAAAGCGUCUUUCGGGCUUCCUAUUAAAAAAAAAAAAAAAAAGUAUAAAGCAUACCAGUUCGUUUCGACAAAGUUCCACGGGACGACGAGGUCGAUACCGCGUCAUAACAGUUUUAUUAUCCCAAUACAAGAUUCACGAUUCACGAUUCACGAUUCACGUUCGCGGUUUAUGGUUCAGGGUUCAGGAUUCAGGGUUCAGGCUUCAGGAUUCAGGGUUCAGGCUUCAGGAUUCAGGGUUCAGGGUUCAGGGUUCAACGUUCAGGGUUCAGGGUUCAACGUUCAGCGUUCACGGUACACGAUUCACGAUUCUGGAAUCGCCAAGCCGAUCGUUGCAGUUGGCGUAGCACGAAAUUCUUUCUACGCAAAAUAAAAAGGUGCAAAAGUGUGCGAAGCAGAAAGAAAUAAUCGAAAUGCGAUGAAAAUUGUGCAAAGUCGUGAAACUUUUGUUCGGACGAGCUUGUAUGCGAGAGCUGAGUCGGAAUUAAAGCCGUUCGAAAAUCGAGUUUCCAGACACUUGAGAACAAACUUGACGUCAUAAUCGAACGACUGUAAAUAUACUAUAACGUGAGGUAGAUUAGAAAAUUAAGCGCGUAUUUCACGGUGAAAUUUUGUUCUGGUUGCGAGCGCCGUUGGAAGCUCGUCGAUUCCGGAAGCACGCGAUUGGCCAGCCUAAAAUUUCAUGUGUUUCGAAAUCGAAGGCGAAAAAAGGCUGAUGUAUCGCGAGAGCGAUUAUCGCUGAAAUUUCUGUAUGAAAGGAUACCGAGGUCUGAGUGUGGAAGAAAAAAAUUAACGAGAGCAUGGAAAGACGAGUGCGAAGCUGCGUUGACGAGAGAAUCGUGCGUGCGAAUGCUUUCAAAGGAUGAACGAACGACGACGAGAGAAUGAAAAGGAGAGAACGUGUACGAAUGGUAGAGUGACAAUUAAACAAAAUUUUACUACCAAGUGGACUAGAAUCGCAACCGAUGGGCAUUAUUAAGCGAAAAUGAAAUUUUCGGAGCGUUUUUUCGACGAAGAAAAGCGUCCAAAAUUGUACCUAUUUUCAUUUUAUAAAUUAUAUAUAUAUAUAUGUAUAUGUAUAUGUAUAUGUAUAUGUAUAUGUAUAGAUAUACGACGACCUAAACGAUCAUUAUCGUGAGAUGUAACGCGAGAGAAAGGCGGAAACAAGUUGAAGAGGAUGAAGAAGACGGAGAAGAAACAAAUUAUUGUAUCUAUAUUCGGAGGUGAUCGAUGAUGUAUUCGAGUCGUGAUUAUUAUUAUUAUUAUUAUUAUUAUAUAUUAUGAUUAUUGUGUAUAGUUAAGGCGAAAGUGGAAUUUUAGACGAAAUUAUCGAACUCGAAGUAUAUAGGGAGCGCAAAUAGUGAGAGAAAGCGAGAGAAAGAGAGAGAAUGCGAGAGUUGAGAGAAAAACAUUUUUUUUGACGGUGAUUGCACACUGUAAUGUCGGCAAAGCAAAAAAGUCCCCCUCCCCUCGAGCGAAGACGAGCGAAAACGAGCGAAAACGAAACGAAAGGAAAAGAAAAAGGAAAAAGAAAAAAAAGAGCACACGUCACGGCCAAACGAAAGGAAGGAGAAAGAGGAAAGGUAGAGAGCACAUGCGUAAAACAAAAUUCAUAGAAAAUACACACAUUUCGAGAUACCAACGAAUAAUAGAAGAAACAAUAGCAGGCAAUAGUUUGGGUUCGCUGCCAUCAUUUUCUUUACUUCCGGUUUUCAAAGCACAGGAAACUUUUGGUAGAAAACGACUCAAUCCUCGUUUCUUUUGUACGACGACCAAAACAGAGAAGAAAUAGUCCGUGAUAUAACGAAACAUUAUAUAUCUAUAUAUAGAGAUAUACAUAUAUGUAUGUAUGUACGCACGCAUACGUACAACCAGUGCAACAAACGAAACAAAAAAGAAAGAAACGCGAACGCGUACGCGAUGUGCUUCCUCGUUCGUGACAAUGUAGCCCGAUCAAACAACUUCCAUUUCCGACGAAAUCCCCACGCCCUAAUUCUCAACCUAACCCCCGGUUUUUAUUUCCACACCUUUUUCUCCUCUAGACCACGAGACGGAAACACACCCAACGAGCACAUAAAACAUUCGAAAUCGCAAAGGGGCACAUUGUCGCGUUCCAGGAUGAGCAGAGGAGGAGAGGCGACAGAGGUAAAAAAUGAAAAAAGAAAAAAAAGAGAAAAAAAUAACAGAGCUCGAUAAAACGCGUAGGACGAGCGCGAUACGAGAAGUCGCGGAAACGAGGCAGUAUACUUUGCCGAUCGCAGCCAUCCUUCGAUCGAACAACUUUGGUUUCCCCUCGCGAUCGUAGGCGACUGUUAUCGACUUUCGACGCUCUCGGCACCCGCGGAAAUGUCCCUCGGUCGACGAAUUUUCACACCAUUUUUCACGCGGUUCGUCCAAUUUUCGUCCAAUUUUCGUCCAACUUUCGUCCAACUUUCGUCAAAUAAAAAUCGUAUCUGUCGACUUUUCUGACAAUCCUGUCCAAUUCCUUUCGAACAAUGAAUCGAAGCAAACACUGCAAAAGAUCGGAUAUAAAAUUGGCAAAACAAAAAGACAGAACAAAGUAGAUCCGUUGACCGGUGGGGCCUAAAUUUUAUAGCGCCUUCUGUUUUCACCGCAGCAUAAUCCAUUUUCCUCGUGAGCGUUCCCGAUUGAUUAAUUCGCGACACCUUAACACGCCUCCUUUUCCCGAAUCCUUUUCCCAACACCCGUACGUCAUCCACACCCAACCCCCACCUUUGUACCUUACCUUCCCUACCUCUCCCCCCCCCCUACGCACUCCUCACUGAUAAUCUUCCACCAACUGCACACCCCCUCACAUUACCACCCUAGUCCCUCCACUAGCAAACCGAUUAACCAAUGUGAGUGAAUGUGUCAACACGUGCUACAAGGGAAAAUAGCGGAUUUCAAAGAGGAUAAAGGCGGAAAAAGCAAAAGUAAUAUCAUAGAGAAAGCGUCGAGCAAACACACUACGACUCGGAGGAAGAAAAAAAUCGAUCGAUCGGAAAAACGUACACACACACACAUUCGUCGGACUGUGUAGGGACAUUUUGCAUCAAUUGUGUAAACACGAGACAGAGGGAGAAAGUGUGCGUGUGUGUGAGAGAAAGAAAACUCAAAAAAAAAAAAAAAUGCGUCGAGAGAGAGAGAGAAUGCGCGUGUGGAAGAGCGAGAGCGAGAGGUAAGAAGAGACUAAAAAAAAUGAAAAAAGCGCGAGCGAGAAGAGUAAGACGACGGAAGCUAAGAGAUAAAAAAAAACAAAAUGUACGAACAAACAAUUGAUACUGUCUUCGUUUUUUAAGGUCGUUUCUCCGUUCGACACGCUACUAUAUGACUAUUGACAUUUGUCAUUGGAUUAUUACCGACGACGAUGAAUUGUCAUUAUUAUCACGAAACUAUUGCUAUUAUUAUUGUGACGAAUGAUUAUUAUUAUUAUUAUUAUUAUUAUUAUUAACAUUUAUUAUUGACAUUAUUAUCACGAUUUAUUAUUGCGAUGAUGAUUAUUGCGAUUAUUACUAUUGUCAUUAUUAUUAUUACUAUUAUUAUUAUUAUUAUUAUUAUUAUUAAUUAUUACGAUUAUUAAUUAUUACGACUAUUAUUAUUAUUAUUAUUAUUAUUAUUAUUAUUAUUACGUGGUACAAUAAAAAUUUAAUAAGCAUCCGA